ACACACACACAAACUGUUUGCAGGCCAUAACAUUCCCCAGUAUUCCUUCCCGUCUGUGUUGGUUUCCAUAGAGACCAGAUGUCAUUCAUCCUGUGGUCGAAACCCGGGCCCCUAUUGGCUGUCGGGACCAACAAAGGAAACCUGCUGAUCUAUAACCAACAGACAUCACGCAAGAUCCCUGUCCUGGGAAAGCACACUAAGCGUAUCACCUGUGGCUGCUGGAGUUCUCAGAACCUGUUGGCGCUGGGCAGCGAGGACUGCAGCGUAACCAUUAGCAACCAGGAGGGAGACACCGUCCGACAGACGUCGGUGCGUUCUGACCCAGCUGAUGUCCAGUUCUCUGUGAUGAAGACAGACGAGAGGUCUUCCCCAGGAGAGAGCACAGUGAGCGUUGCCGUGGGGAAGAAGACCCUGUUCCUGUUUAACCUCAACGACCCCGACAACCCCAUAGAGCUGGCCUUCCAGCAGCGCUACGGACACAUCAUCUCCUACCGCUGGUAUGGUGAUGGCUACAUCCUGAUCGGUUUCUCUCAGGGUUAUUUUGUGGUGAUCUCCACCCACAUCAGAGAGAUCGGUCAGGAGCUGUUCCAGGCUCACAACCAUAAAGACAGUCUGACCAGCGUCGCCAUUUCCUCUGCUCUCAACAAGGCUGCUUCCUGUGGGGACAACAGUAUAAAGAUCCAUGAUCUGUCUGAGCUGAAGGAGAUGGACGCCAUCGUCAACCUGGAGGAUGAGACUCAAGGUCUAGACCAGUUGAGCUGGACAGAUGAUGGUCAGUUGCUGGCCGUCUCCACCCAGAGAGGAUCCCUGCACGUCUUCCUGACCCGUCUCCCCAUCCUGGGGCACAGCUGUGGGACCCGUCUGGCCUACCUGACCUCCCUGCUGGAGGUCACCGUGUCUAACCGUGUAGAGGGGGAAGCUCCUGUUGCUGUGGCGGUGGAGGUGGAGCCUAACUUCAUCGCCGUGGGACCCUACCACGUUGCCGUGGGGAUGAACAACCGAGCCUGGUUCUACGCCCUGGGAGACUCCGGUGUGGAGAGGCUGAAGGACAUGGAGUAUUUGGGGACGAUCGCCACCAUGUGUCUGAACUCAGAAUACGCAGCGGCUCUGUUUGAGGGCAAAGUACAGCUACACAUGAUGGAGGGCGAGGGCCAACAGGAGCAGAGACAGACCAGGCUGUUUCCAGACGGAGACCGUAAAGAACACAUCGUCAGUCACGCCCUCACUAACGACUUCCUGUUCUACGGGACUGAUAGUGGUGUGAUCGUCUGCAUCCUGGUGGAAGACUGGCAGAUGUUGAACGAGUACCGCCACCCAGUCGGCAUCAAGAAGGUGUUCCCUGACCCCAACGGAACGCGGCUGGCCUUCAUCGACGACAAGAGUGACGGCUUCCUGCUCUCCCCUGUGGCUGUGAACUCCCAUGUAGAGAUUCCUAGUUUCUCUCCCACCAUCACUGGGGUCCUGUGGGAGACGUGGCCCUCGGACAGAGGAGUGUUCGUAUCCUUCGACGACGACAAAGUCUACACCUACGCCAUGCAUAGAAACACCAUCUACGGUCCCAGGGUAGUGUUUGUAGGCAGCACCAAGCUGCCUUUCUCCCAUAAGCCCUUGCUGCUGUAUAAUGGUGAACUGACGUGUCAGACCCAGAGUGGGAAGACCAGCAGCGUGGCUCUGAGCACACACACUUUUCUCACACACACACACUCCCCCGGUGCACACACACACACACCUGAGGAGCUCAGCAAGCAGCUCACACAGGCGCUGAUGCUCAAGAGGUUCCCCGAGGCGUGGGAGCUGUGUAAGGUGCUGGGCGGCCCGGCGGGCUGGGCUGAGAUGGGCCGGUCCUGUCUGAUACACAUGGAGGUGGAGCUGGCAGUACGGGUGUUCCGGAUGAGUGGCAACGUUGGCAUGGUGAUGUCACUGCAGGGCAUCAAGGGUAUAGAAGACAGGAGUUUGUUAGCAGGUCAUCUGGCUAUGUUCCUGAAUGACUAUAACCUGGCUCAGGACCUCUACCUAGAGUCUUCCUGUCCCAACACAGCCCUGGAGAUGAGGAGGGACCUGCAGCAUUGGGACAGUGCUCUGAUGCUGGCUAAGAGGCUGGCUGAGGACCAGAUACCGUUCAUAUCGAAGGAGUACGCUGUUCAACUGGAGUUCAUAGGAGACUAUGUGAAUGCCCUGUCUCACUAUGAGAAAGGUAUGACCCACAACAACAAGGAGCAUGAUGAGGCAUCAGGGGGUGUGGCCAGGAUGUCAAUCAGGAUGGGUGACAUCAGAAGCGCGGCCCAGGCCAUCUCUCACCCGAGCAGAGGCCUGAAGAAAGACUGUGGGGUCAUACUGGAGAACAUGAAGCAGUUCUCUGAAGCAGCCCAGCUGUAUGAGAAGGGGCAGUACUAUGACAAGGCUGCCUCAGUCUACAUACGCUGCAAGAACUGGUCUAAAGUAGGAGAGUUACUCCCUCAGGUCUCCUCUCCUAAGAUCCACCUGCAGUACGCCAAGGCCAAGGAGGUGGAUGGCAAGUUUAAGGAGGCUGCCCAGGCCUAUGAGAGUGCCAGGGACUGGGACAACGUGAUCCGGGUGUUGCUGGAUCACCUCAACAACCCUGAAGACGCCGUCCGCAUUGUCAGGGAGACGCAGAGCAUCGACGGGGCCAAGAUGGUUGCCAGGUUCUUCCUGCGUCUCAGUGACUACUGCUCAGCCAUCCAGUUCCUGGUGUUGUCCCACUGUAACGACGAGGCCUUCCAGCUGGCACAGCAACACGGACAGAUGGACAGCUAUGCUGACAUCAUCAGCUCUGAGGCCACCCAGGAGGACUACCAGAGUAUGGCUCUCUACUCAGGGGAGAACAAACACCUGCAGGCUGGGAGGUUCUUCCACAAGUGUGGCCAGUACAGCAAAGCCCUGAAGCACUUCCUGAAAUGUCCCAACACUGAUGACAACCUGGCCAUCGAGAUGGCUAUAGAGACGGUGGGCCAAGCCAAGGAUGAGUCUUUGACCAAUCAGCUGAUUGAUUACCUGAUGGGGGAAAGUGACGGCAUGCCCAAGGAUGCCAAGUACCUGUUCCGUCUCUACAUGGGCCUGCUGCAGUACAGAGAGGCAGCGUGUACUGCCAUCAUCAUCGCUAGAGAGGAGCAGUCUGCAGGGAACUACCGUACCGCCCAUGACGUGCUGUUCAGUAUGUACACUGAGCUGCAGACACAGAAGAUCAGAAUCCCUGCUGAGAUGAACACCAACCUCAUGAUCCUCCACUCAUACAUCCUGGUUAAGAUCCAUGUGAAGAGAGGGGAGCAUCUGAAAGCAGCUCGCAUGCUCAUCAGGGUUUCCAACAACAUCAGCAAAUUCCCCUCCCACAUCGUACCCAUCCUGACGUCAGCGGUGAUAGAGUGUCACCGGGCCGGUCUGAGGAACUCCUCGUUCAGCUUCGCCGCCAUGCUGAUGAGGCCAGAGUACCGUCACAAGAUCGACCCCAAGUACCGCAAGAAGAUAGAGGCUAUGGUCCGUCGUCCAGACACCAGUGAGAUAGAAGAGGAGACCACUCCUUGUCCAUAUUGUGGUUUCACGCUGCCCCAGUGUGAACUGAUCUGUCCUGGCUGCAAGAACAACCUGCCCUACUGCAUCGCCACGGGUCAUCACAUGCUGAAAGAGGAUUGGUCAGUUUGUCCUCACUGUGAAUUCCCUGCUCUCUACUCCCAGCUCAUACUGCUGUUGGAGACAGAUAGUGUGUGUCCCAUGUGUUCCGAGACUCUGAGUGUGAACCAGGUGGAGAAGAUGGAUGACUGUUCCAGCUUCCUGCAGCCUGACCAAUCAGAGCACUGAUACAGAGAUCUGUGGUGAUGUGGCCUGGUGGUGUACUACAUAGAGGACUGCUGCUGAAGGGAGGAAUUUAAUUACCUUCAUUCCUCUCUGGACAUUACCACGAGCCCGUCCUCCCGGAUUAAGGAGCUACCAACCUCCUGUGAUAGGGGAACGGGAGCCAGGGACAUAAUCCACUCCUCCAUGUUUCUCCUACCACCUGUUAAACUGUUGAUAUAGACAGCUGUAGACCUCCUCCUCCAUGUUUCUCUACCACCUGUUAAACUGUUGAUAUAGACAGCUGGAGACCUCCUCCUCCAUUUUUCUCUACCACCUGUUAAACUGUUGAUAUAGACAGCUGUAGACCUCCUCCUCCAUGUUUCUCUACCACCUGUUAAACUGUUGAUAUAGACAGCUGUAGACCUCCUCCUCCUCCUCCAUGUUUCUCUACCACCUGUUAAACUGUUGAUAUAGACAGCUGUAGACGUCCUCCUCCUCCAUGUUUCUCUACCACCUGUCAAACUGUUGAUAUAGACAGCUGUAGACAUCCUCCUCCAUGUUUCUCUACCACCUGUUAAACUGUUGAUAUAGACAGCUGUAGACCUCCUCCUCCUCCAUGUUUCUCUACCACCUGUUAAACUGUUGAUAUAGACAGCUGUAGACGUCCUCCUCCUCCAUGUUUCUCUACCACCUGUUAAACUGUUGAUAUAGACAGCUGUAGACAUCCUCCUCCUCCAUGUUUCUCUACCACCUGUUAAACUGUUGAUAUAGACAGCUGUAGCCUCCUCCUCCAUGUUUCUCUACCACCUGUUAAACUGUUGAUAUAGACAGCUGUAGACAUCCUCCUCCAUGUUUCUCUACCACCUGUUAAACUGUUUUAUAUAGACAGCUGUAGACGUCCUCCUCCCCAUGUUUCUCUACCACCUGUCAAACUGUUGAUAUAGACAGCUGUAGACAUCCUCCUCCAUGUUUCUCUACCACCUGUUAAACUGUUGAUAUAGACAGCUGUAGACGUCCUCCUCCUCCAUGUUUCUCUACCACCUGUCAAACUGUUGAUAUAGACAGCUGUAGACCUCCUCCUCCAUGUUCCUCUACCACCUGUUAAACUGUUGAUAUAGACAGCUGUAGACCUCCUCCUCCUCCAUGUUUCUCUACCGCCUGUUAAACUGUUGAUAUAGACAGCUGUAGACGUCCUCGUCCUCCAUGUUUCUCUACCGCCUGUUAAACUGUUGAUAUAGACAGCUGUAGACCUCCUCCUCCUCCAUGUUUCUCUACCACCUGUUAAACUGUUGAUAUAGACAGCUGUAGACCUCCUCCUCCAUGUUUCUCUUCCACCUGUCAAACUGUUAAUAGACAGCUGUAGACCUCCUCCUCCAUGUUUCUCUUCCACCUGUCAAACUGUUAAUAGACAGCUGUAGACCUCCUCCUCCUCCUCCAUGUUUCUCUGCCACCUGUUAAACUGUUGAUAUAGACAGCUGUAGACCUCCUCCUCCAUGUUUCUCUACCACCUGUUAAACUGUUGAUAUAGACAGCUGUAGACCAUUGUUAUUUUAACUUAUGUACUCUACAUAUCUCCAUUGUUAUCCAUGAAUUAAUUCAUGUCGACGAUGUUAAAAAAAUCUGAAUAUUAAAUAUAUUUUUGCUCUUGUG
Messenger RNA from Oncorhynchus keta (chum salmon), 5439 nucleotides. Its product is annotated as WD repeat-containing protein 19-like. Gene Ontology annotation, cellular component: cilium; intraciliary transport particle A. The record is from RefSeq and is a predicted model, not a curated record. NCBI's taxonomy places the organism in Eukaryota, Metazoa, Chordata, Actinopteri, Salmoniformes, Salmonidae. Gene Ontology annotation, biological process: cilium assembly; intraciliary retrograde transport. Gene Ontology annotation, molecular function: protein binding.